Messenger RNA from Pistacia vera, 999 nucleotides. Its product is annotated as non-functional pseudokinase ZED1-like. Gene Ontology annotation, molecular function: ATP binding; protein serine/threonine kinase activity. Gene Ontology annotation, biological process: cell surface receptor signaling pathway; protein phosphorylation. Bases 1 to 999 code for a protein of 332 amino acids. Gene Ontology annotation, cellular component: plasma membrane. The transcript has a single exon. NCBI's taxonomy places the organism in Eukaryota, Viridiplantae, Streptophyta, Magnoliopsida, Sapindales, Anacardiaceae. The record is from RefSeq and is a predicted model, not a curated record.
AUGACGACAAAGGAGGGUCGGGUUAAUAUACUGAAGAAUGGCGAAACUUUACUAAGAGAGUUGAUUACCUUGUUUAAUGGUAAACGAAAUCCAAUUCGUAAUUUCUCUGCUAAAGAACUCAAGACAGCAACAAGCAACUACGACAUGGGAAAUGUUAUUAUAAUUGAUGAUUCCUAUAGACUAUACAAAGGUUUCCGGAAGGAUGGCCCUAUUUCUGUUAUGAAGUAUGAAGACAAUACAAGCAUCGAACAAGCAAAUAAAGAGUCUAUUAAUUGCAUUGUAUUCGCCUCACAAAUGGGUCAUAAAAAUAUUUUGAAGUUGAUCGGAUGUUGCUUAGAGACUCAAACUCCCAUUCUAGUCUUUGAAUAUGUACAGCAUUACACUUAUGCUAACCUUAUUUACCGACCUCUUGAACCCCAGUUUAAGCCUUUACCAUUGACACAUAGAUUAAAGAUUGCAAUGGAGGUGGCUAAUGCAGUUGCAUAUCUCCACUUUGGAUUUUCUCGGCCCAUUGUUUCUAGAACGUACAAACCAGGCUACAUUGUAUUCAAUGAUCAACAUGUUGCUAAAAUGUUUGAUUUCUCGUGGUCUGUGUCUAUUCCAGAAGGUGAAACUCACAUUGAAAUCGCAGUGCAAGGGCUAUUGGAAUAUAUUGCACCUGAGUACUUAAAAAAAGGUAUAUUAAAUGAAAAAACUGAUGUUUAUGGUUUUGGUUGUUUUCUGAUCGAGCUCUUGACUGGAAACGGAAUAUCUAAUAUUCUUCAAGCUGAACCAGACUAUGACCUUAUAUUAGAGAAGAUUAUGAAGAAAUGUAUUGAAGAUGGGUAUAAUAAGAUGGUAGAUCCCACGAUUCUUGGAGAGGAACCUUAUUCUGGAAAGGACCUGCAAUUGCAAGCUGCUACACAGCUUGCUGUCAAAUGUGUCUCUGAAUCUGCAGAAGAAAGGCCAACAAUGAUUGAUGCCGCAAAACAGCUCAGGCAAAUGUAUCGCCUCUCCUAG